Chaetomium globosum CBS 148.51 is the source of this 2277-nucleotide messenger RNA. RefSeq lists its product as uncharacterized. Gene Ontology annotation, molecular function: threonine-tRNA ligase activity; nucleoside triphosphate diphosphatase activity; ATP binding. The transcript has 2 exons. Gene Ontology annotation, cellular component: cytoplasm. The record is from RefSeq and is a predicted model, not a curated record. Lineage: Eukaryota; Fungi; Ascomycota; Sordariomycetes; Sordariales; Chaetomiaceae. Bases 1 to 2277 code for a protein of 758 amino acids. Gene Ontology annotation, biological process: threonyl-tRNA aminoacylation.
AUGACCUCCGUCUACAGUCCCGGCUCACCCAUCCUCCUUCCCAAUGGAGCGCGCAUCUUCAACCGCCUCAUCGACUUCCUCCGCCAACAAUACGUCCGCUAUGGCUUCCAAGAAGUCAUUACGCCGACCAUCUACAAGAAAGCCCUUUGGGCCAAGUCGGGCCACCUCGAGAACUACUCUGACGACAUGUACACCGUGACGAGCACCUCACCAUCCCGUGCUGAAGUCACCGAUCGCGGCGAGGAAGCCGAAUACGGCCUCAAGCCCAUGAACUGCCCAGGCCACUGCCUGAUCUUCGCAUCACAGACCCGAAGCUACCGCGACCUUCCGAUCCGCUACGCCGACUUUAGCCCGCUACACCGGAACGAAAUCUCGGGGGCAUUGAGCGGCUUGACACGGGUGCGCAGGUUUCACCAGGACGACGGGCACAUCUUUUGCAGACCGUCACAGAUUCGGGACGAAAUUGCGAAAACGCUUGAUUUCGUCCGCCUCACGUACGGCGUCCUCGGACUUGGGCCCUACCGGUUGGUCCUUUCAACCCGACCGGAGCAGUAUAUCGGAUCUGAGGAGGAUUGGACACAGGCGGAAAGUGCGUUGAGGGAGGCUCUCGUCGGAAGUAGGCUCCAAUACACUAUCAAUCCGGGCGACGGUGCGUUCUACGGGCCUAAAAUCGACAUCAUACUCAAGGAUUCGGACGGAAAGGAGCAUCAAACGGCCACUAUCCAACUUGACUUCCAACUCCCCAAGCGAUUCAACCUGGAAUACACGGCACCGGCUCCGGAAUUUGAAAAACGGGGCGCGAUCACAACGGAUGCGGAACUGUUGGCCGAAUACGGGCCCGUCCAGCCCGUUCUCAUCCACCGGGCCGUCCUUGGCUCGGCAGAGCGGCUCAUGGCGCUGCUGAUUGAGCACUAUAAGGGCAAGUGGCCAUUUUGGCUCAACCCGCGUCAAGCCAUCGUCAUCACAGUCAAUAACUCGGAGCCUGUGGCGAACUGGGCGCGGCAAACACGAGACAUUCUACUCGGGGUUUCGGCCUCGACCUCGACGAUAGAGGCGGCGUCACCGACCGGGCUUGCCAUCGACAUUGAUGACAGCAACCGCGGCGUGGAGCUGAAGGUGCGCGAGGCCAAGACCAAGGGGUACGGGCUGAUAAUUGGCGUGGGCCCACGGGAUGUAGAAACCAAGACAGUGGGCGUCAACGCGACCAGCCUUGCCAAACCCGAUGCCACCUUCCACGAGAUCAAGAAGCUGAAGCGGAUAGACAUGUCCCCAGCGAAGCUGAGGGACUACAUGCUCUCAUCAAUCAAAUACAACGCCAUGGACCUGUCCAACCCAUCCGACCCCCCGCCGGAUUAUAUCACGGCUGCCCGCGCCCAUGGCAUCCCUCUCCGCCAAAGUGCUCCGAUCAAGAAGGGACCCUUUCCUCUUGAGCUACCCAUUCUCACACACCUUCGUUCCAAGCGCGUGAUUCUCGCCAGCGCCUCACCCCGGCGCAAAGCCCUUCUCGCCCAAGUCAGUAUCCACCAUUCACCGCCCUGCCCCUUCCCUCUCCCAUCAUCUCAACGCACCCUCCUAACCACCCCCAACCCACAGAUCGGCCUCACCAACCUCGAAAUUAUCCCCUCCACCGAGCCCGAAGACCUCGACAAAAAGACGCACACCCCCGAAGAAUACGUCGCCGCCACCGCGCGACGCAAGUGCCUGGCCGUGUACCAAACCGCCCUCACCCGCCAACAAGAAGCCACCGAACACAAGCAAAAGCAAGACGUGCCCAAUCCGGUCCCCGACCCCCGCGUGCUGGAGGACCCCGCGGUGGUGAUCGCGGCCGACACGGUGAUCGCGACGCGCGGCGGGCAGAUCCUCGAGAAGCCGCGCUCCGAGGCCGACCACGUGCGCAUGCUCACCCACCUGCGCGACACCAUCCGCCACCGCGUCCUGACCGCCGUGUGUGUCUUGGCGCCGAAGGCGGAUGCCACGCAUCCGGGUUAUGAGAUCGCCUCGCAUGUGGAGGGGACGAAUGUGUUUUUUGCCGGGGCCGAUGAUGGCCUGCCGGAUGAUGUCAUUGAGAGCUAUGUGCGCACGAGGGAGGGGGCGGAUAAGGCCGGGGGGUAUGCCCUGCAGGGGGUGGGCGGGAUGGUGUUGGUGGAUAAGGUGGAGGGGAGCGUGGAUAAUGUGAUUGGGUUGCCGGUGAGGAAGUGCUUGCAGUUGUGCGAGCGGGUGGUGUUUAGGCAGGGUGAGGAGGUGGAAGGGGAGGAUGGGGAAGGGGAUGAGGAGUAG